AAAAGGGGUGGGGGUGGGGGUUAAAAGAUUGCUUUUAAACAACCUUGAAUGUUCAUAAGACCACACUGAUUUGUCUGGAACACUAGAAGUGCUACUCUAUCACUUGUAAUGAGUAGGUGCUUCCUCCUCUCCUUUCCCUCCUGCCCCUCCAGCAGGCGGGUUUUUUUCCCUCUCCAGGUUUCCCUAUGGUUUAAAAAGUCGGCGCAUUCUGUAGCUCUCAGGUUUCACUCUUCACCAGGAAUCCGGAGGGAUUGUCCUGCUCGAGCAGUCUAGCCCUUACUGCUGCUGAGAGUUCAGUCCUUGGAGAAGAAUGUGAACUUGUGAGGUUUUUUAUUUGUAUUUUUUAUUUGCAGUUUUCUGAAACCCUCUGGAACUCAAAGGUGCACGGUACGAAAGCGCAACACACACACACGCGCGCGCGCGCAUACACACAUCAUAUACCCACAUGCAGCCUGAGGAUGUAAAUAAGAUUUUGUAUGAAGAGUGUGAGGACGAACAAACACACACACACACACACACACACACACACACACACACACACAGAGUGGAGCCAUGAAGCGUGAGUGCGGCUUCUGCAGCCUGCUGCUGUUUCAUGCCAUAGGAAUGAGGAUGAUGAUGUGGCGAUGAAGGAGGCAACCAAGGACAGACCUGUGUGAACACUGCACAGCAGGAACAGCUUUAAUAAUACCGGAGGUGGUGUAAAUGGAACCCUGUAUAUAUUGUGACCGGCAGGCCAGAGUCAAGUCAGUGCACAGGCUCUAGGAGCAGGAAUGAAGCUGAAAGUGAAGCGGCGCUACAUUGUGGUCUUUCUAUCUCUCCUCACCCUGUCAGUAGUGAUGAUAAACACAUAUUCACCUUUGCCCUGUGAACAGAAAUGUUUGCUCUCAGAAGGGCCUCACCAUAACCUACCCAUUGAGACAGAAGCAAGGAACUCUAAGCAUCUAGCUCCAAACAUUCAUAGGGGAUCUUGGAAGCUUUCUAAAAAGAAAGCUUUAGAAAAGCACACACUAGUAACUGACCUGCACCAACAUAUAAUCAGUAAACUACAGGAAAAUGUAAAUUUUUUAACGAGAAGUAAUGUAAAAAGAAUGUUUGUGAAACCAAAACAAGGGUCUUAUCAAGGGAAAAAGAAGCACUCCUCCCAAAUCAAUAUGGCAAAUACACAGAAUGUGUUGUCCAAGCAACUAAGCAAUGGGAAUGACUCUAAAUAUUCCAGUGAUCUUCUUGUUCCCAGACAUGACCAAGCCAUACCUCAGUCUGCCAGCAGGCAUUCCCUUCACACAGACAUUAAACCAUGCAGGCACAAAUGCACUCCAGAUGGGCCCAAACCAGCGGUGCUGAAGUCUAAAGCCGGUGUACGGCUGUCUACAGAACUUAAAUGGACCUUAAAAGGAGCCAAAACAUAUGAAAAGCAAGCAAAGCUCUCUGAGAAGAAGCAGCAUCACUCAAUGGAUGAGACUAACCGUGUUUCUGGAGAAGGGGCUGAGGGGUGGGACUUCAUGGCUAGUUGGUGUAAGACUUUGCAUGAUCAGCAUAUCAAUGAACUUUCUGAUCAAACUAGUGCUGAAUCUUUGCCCUGGUUUAGUAAGGAUGAUGUGCAGAAAAUGGAUUUUCUUGCCAAAGGCUCUGUGUUGAGUAAAGCCAGAAUUCCAGGCCAUGGCCAAGUGCUUCAAGUGGGACUUGGUGGUUGCAAUGAAAACACUUCUCCUCUAAAUGGGGACCAUAACACACUCUGUCAGACAGGACAGUGUGCCCUGAUCAAGCGCCCAAAUGAUUGGUUUGAGGUUUUUGCAUUCCAUUUGGAUAGGGUCUUGGGUUUGAACCGCAGUCUUCCAGCAGUGCUAAGGACCUUUCAUAGUGAUCUAUUACCAUAUAAGUAUACCAGUGGUUCUGGAAGACCUGUGGUCUGGUGGGACCCUGAUAUUCAGCACCUAGCUGAUGACGAUAAUGACCAGAACUCUUUCUCCCUCACCUGGCCCCAGUAUCAGGAUCUGUUAAAAGCAAGAUGUGGCAUGCAAGUACCUUUGAACUCAUCAGUGUGUGUAGGGGUACACCAUUCAGAGUGGGGAAGACUGGCCCUAUUUGACUUCCUGCUACAGGUGAAUGACAGACUGGACAGAUACUGUUGUGGGUUCCAGCCUGACCCUGCUGAUAUAUGUGUGGAAAACCUUCUCAAUGUCAAAUGUGCACACCCUAAAGAUUUAAUGCUGGUGCAUAUUUUGGUCCGGAGAACAGAUCCCUCCAGGCUGGUCUUUAUAGAUAAUGCAGGCAGGCCUCAUCACCCACAAGACAACCUCAACUUCAGACUGAUAGAGGGCAUUGAUGUGUUUCCGGAGAGAGCCAUGUCAGUGUUGCGGUCUGGCUGUUUGGAGCAGCUGCUCCUGCGCUCACUCUCUGUGGAUAAGGAGCUGUGGGAGACUCAAGGAGGAGCAGCAGGUCUUAGAGCCACCAUCCACACACUCCAGCACAGAGCUCAAAUUCUGCUGCAGCACAUCCAGAGCAAAAGAGUAAAUACUGAUUUGUGAAAAUACACCUAUUUAUAAGAAUUAUGCUGACUACAGGCAGACAUGGUUGCAAGUUUUUUUAUUGUUAGAAUGUGUAAUGCAGCUACUGCUUUAUGAAGUGCAUAAUAAUAAUAUUAAUAAUAAUCAUAAUCAUAAUAAUAAUCAUAAUAAAAAUAAUAAUAAUGCGGUGGUACAGUUAUUCUGCAACGUGAAAACAGCAUACUGCAGUGCACUUAUAAAAAUUAAAAAGUACUACUUCCAAUGUUGAUUGCUUUCUCAAAAAAAUUUAUUUGGGAAGAUUUUAUUAAAGAUUUUCACUAUUUAAAAUUCAAAAUUCUUUCUACAAAGAGAAAUCGUAGGCUAACCCUAAAAGUAAGUAGUUAGAUUAGUUAGCUAGUUUCUGGGUUCCUAUGCCGAUUUAGCAAAUACAGGAAUCAAAGUUAAACGUACAUCAAAUGAAAUUUAUAUUAAUCAUUAAAAAAAUCUGAUGCCUCAAACAGUAUGUUUUGAGAUGUGUGACUGUGCAAAAAUGAAUUUGCUCCUUUUUUUCUGUAAUGUGGUAACAAAUCUGAUCAUGCAGUAUCAUGCAGAGUUCAGAAAUUACUAUCAUCAACUGGGUUGAUGUGAUCGGUUAUGACUGUUAUGUAAUCUUGUACUAUUUGAAGAUAUGCUUAAAAAAUAUAUCGAAUUUUAUUAUUUACUGGAAUCAGCAAUAAUUCUAAUGCAUGACAAAAGACUAUAUUGUCUGACUUGUUUCCAGGUCAUUAUGAGAUUUUAAUUGUAGCUGUGUGUUAAAAGUAUAUUCACAUUUUACCUAUGCCAGCAUUGGUAUCAAUUAAUUUUUUAUUCUAAACAAAAAUGUGUUGUAUAUAAGAAGUUGUCAAACUGCUACAAAGUAGUCUGUUUCAAAUAAUAUAUUCUAAAUAAAAUCAUGUGCAUGCUAGUUGUACUAGUUUUGACACAUGUUUAAAUGAAAAAGGUUAUCUGUUGUGUGACUCAGAGUUUUGGAUUGCUCGAGGUCAAAUCUGCUGGUCAUCUGCUGCAGUGUUAACAGGAGUACAGACUGAAUGUAGCCUGCUGUAGAAAGCUAAAGAAAUGCUGCUGGUUGGAAAAUAUGUCUAAUAAAAAAGGAAAUAUAGUGUCAGCAUUUCUUCUUCUAUAAACAGUUUUACAGCUUUGCUGGGUUGAGCCAUUUGCAAAGAUAUUUUAGUGCUAAAUAGCUAAACAAUGUUCAGCGUUUUAGCUGAGGUGUGAAAAUCGGUUUCUGUUUCGGCAAACAUGAAAUAAUCUUGUUUUUAUGUAGUUGUUUUUGUUCAUUUUCAGUAAUUGAUAAUAAAAAAAAAAAAGAUGUUGCAUAUGUAAGACAUGCCCAGAAUAUUCUAAUGUUUAUGUUUUUAUUCUUUUUGGAAGUAUUAAGCGGAAUAAAAUUGUAUUUAAUUAAA
Silurus meridionalis is the source of this 3946-nucleotide messenger RNA. It is a transcript of the gene gask1a, whose product is annotated as golgi associated kinase 1A. Lineage: Eukaryota; Metazoa; Chordata; Actinopteri; Siluriformes; Siluridae. The coding region runs from base 771 to 2525 and encodes 584 amino acids. Gene Ontology annotation, cellular component: Golgi apparatus. The record is from RefSeq and is a predicted model, not a curated record. The transcript is spliced from 6 exons.